Molecule: messenger RNA, 3056 nt
Organism: Amorphotheca resinae ATCC 22711
Lineage: Eukaryota; Fungi; Ascomycota; Leotiomycetes; Helotiales; Amorphothecaceae
Exons: 5
Coding region: 279-2981 (900 amino acids)
Biological process (GO): lagging strand elongation; DNA biosynthetic process; Okazaki fragment processing involved in mitotic DNA replication
Cellular component (GO): nucleus; mitochondrion
Molecular function (GO): DNA ligase (ATP) activity; ATP binding; DNA binding
Source: RefSeq, a predicted model, not a curated record
GCAGGAUUCGACUUUUUCCUUCCUGCGCGGUCUAACCUUUUUCUCUGGGUGUACAAUUGGAUUUGCUUGGUUUUGAUAUUUGCCCAUCCUUCCUUUCCAGCUAGGAAGGGUGACGAUUCCCUCCCCGCCUCUUCCACAGCUCACUCGACCGCGCCUAUCACUGCUCCUUGACCUCAACCGUGGCUUCUCGCAGACUUAUCAGCGCCGUAGCUGGUUUAACACGGACCUCGCUCCUGGUAUUCUCCUACAAGGCCUCACCUGUUACAUCGUUCUGCAAGAUGCCUCCGAAACAGGCAACGCUGGGGAAAUUCUUUGGUCGACCUAGUAGCACAAAAGCCCCGACUAAACAGUCAAAACUUUCGUUCUCGUCCAAACCCAGCGCAAAGGAUGAGCCCCCUAGCUCAAGUUCAACCAAACAGAACGAAGAUAUAGAGAUGCACGAUGAAGGCGGCUCCGAUACAGAGAUCAAACCCAAAGCUGAGAAGGAGGAGGACGUCGAUAUGAAGGAGAAUGUGAAGCCUGGGAAGGAGACGAGGAAGCGAACAAGAUCUCCUUCACCAAAAGCUCUUCUAAAAUCAGAGAUGCCAAAUGCGGACCAGAAAGUCAAGUCGGAAGAGGAGGACGAUGAUGAUGAACCUGUGGUCAAGCGAGUUCGCCGUAAUGGCAAAGCAGAUAAAGAAGACACCAAGCUUUUAAAGACCGAGCCCAAUAUUAAAGCUCGACCGGAAUCUAAGGAAUCCAGGCGCAUGCCUUCACCCACGAAACCUGCGAAGGAUAAUGAACAGGAAAUUGAAGAGAUCAGUUCGUCAAAAGCGCCUCUAAAGAGAAGGGACUCCAAUGCGUCCUCCUCUGUGUCAGAAGCAGAAGAAGACAUUGAUGAAGAGGAAGACGAGGAGGAAAAACCAGAAGUUGCUGCCAAGGCUCGUGAGAAGAUGCAGACAACACUGAAGUCGAAGGACAAAGAUCCAUACCCGGAUUGGAAACCCGGAGAGCCCGUCCCGUACGCAGCUCUCUGCACAACAUUCUCCUUGAUCGAGAUGACCUCGAAGAGACUCAUUAUGACGUCUCAUUGCUCCCUAUUUCUCCGGCAGGUUCUUCGCUUAACACCUAAUGAUCUUCUUCCCACCGUCCUCCUCAUGAUAAACAAGCUUGCUGCGGACUACGCUGGCAUUGAGCUUGGUAUUGGUGAAUCUUUAAUCAUGAAAGCAAUUGGUGAGACAACUGGUCGAAGCUUGGGAGUCAUCAAGCAAGAUCAGAAAGAAAUUGGUGAUCUUGGCCUUGUAGCUGUUAAGAGCAGGGCAAACCAACCUACAAUGUUCAAGCCGAAACCAUUGACUAUCAGGGGCGUUCAUAAGGGUCUGAUAGAUAUUGCUACUAUCACAGGCAACGGGGCCCAGCAACGCAAGGUCGAUGGUAUCAAAAAGCUACUCUCAGCAGCUGAUGGGCACAGCUCUGGAAAGGUCGAUAUUACGAAGGACAAGGGCGGUCCUAGUGAGGCGAAGUACAUUGUACGAUUUCUUGAGGGCAAGCUUCGUCUUGGAUUAGCUGAGAAGACUGUGUUGGUAUCACUCGCACAAGCAAUGGUCUGCCACGAGAUUGAGUCAAAGGGAUCUGGAAAGGUACCGAGCACUGAGAAAUUGGCCGAAGGCGAAUCAAUCCUCAAGGCAGUAUACAGUUCACUUCCCAGCUACGAAGUCAUCAUUCCGGCAAUGUUAGAACAUGGCAUCUUCAAUCUACGCGAUAAAUGUAAACUCCAGCCUGGCGUUCCACUCAAGCCCAUGUUAGCCAAGCCGACGAAGGCCAUUACGGAAGUACUCGAUCGAUUUGAGGGUCAGACAUUUACCUGCGAAUAUAAAUAUGAUGGAGAGAGGGCACAGAUCCACUACGUGGCCAAGGACUCUCCUCAACAGUAUCGUGGUGCUGAACCAGCCGCUGCGAAGACUCCUACCGGCGGAAUUGCGGCAAUAUUCUCCCGCAACUCGGAAGAUCUGUCAAAGAAAUACCCUGAUAUCUUGUCUAAACUGAAUACUUGGGUCAACACCGACACUAAAAGCUUCGUCCUUGAUUGCGAGACUGUAGCUUGGGAUCUGGUGGAGAAGAAAGUUUUACCUUUCCAACAACUUAUGACUCGAAAGAAGAAGGAUGUCAAGAUUGAAGAUGUAAAGAUCAAAGUUUGCGUCUUCGCAUUUGACCUUCUAUUCCUGAAUGGCGAAGCAGUGGUAGAGAAGUCUCUCCGGGAACGUCGCGAGCUCCUCCAUAGUGCAUUUACCCCCGUUGAGGGUGAGUUCCAGUUUGCUACGAGUAUGAACGGCCAAGAAAUCGACGAAAUCCAACAAUUCCUCGAUGAGAGUGUCAAGGCCUCUUGCGAAGGUCUCAUGGUCAAGAUGUUGGAUGGGCAGGAGAGCGGUUAUGAGCCCAGUAAACGAAGUCGAAAUUGGCUCAAGAUCAAGAAAGACUACCUCUCCGGCAUUGGCGAUUCUCUCGAUCUUGUGGUCCUAGGUGCAUACUAUGGCAGAGGCAAGCGUACAUCGGUAUACGGUGCGUUCCUGUUGGCCUGCUACAACAGCAACACCGACACCUACGAAACCGUCUGCAACAUCGGGACCGGGUUCUCCGAAGCUGUACUCGAGGAACUCCAUUCCCAGCUCAAAGAAAUUGUCAUCGACCGCCCCAAACCCUUCUAUUCCCACUCCUCCGGUAACCAACAUCAGCCCGAUGUGUGGUUCGAGCCGAAAUACGUCUGGGAAGUGAAGACGGCGGACCUGACCCUGAGUCCCAGAUACAAGGCUGGCUGCCACGAGGGAGUUGAUCCGAGUGGCGAGAAGGGGAUAAGUCUGCGGUUUCCAAGAUUUAUCAAGGUGAGGGAUGACAAGAAACCCGAUAUGGCGACGAGCUCAAGGCAGGUGGCGGAGAUGUAUAGGAAGCAGGAGAGCGUGGCAAAGAGUAAAGGCCCCGCGGUGGAUGAUGAUUUCGAGUACUGAAUUGGGGUUCCAUAAAGCAUUAGGGGGUACCUACCUAUAGGGAUACUGCUUAGGGUUUAGCAAGGAAGGCGUUCU